Rubroshorea leprosula is the source of this 959-nucleotide messenger RNA. The record is from the annotation of a GenBank genome assembly. Lineage: Eukaryota; Viridiplantae; Streptophyta; Magnoliopsida; Malvales; Dipterocarpaceae.
CUAUAAUUGUGUGAAAGUCUGAGAAUAACUGAGAUUUCUAAUGAAGAUGAACCCAAAAUUCUGCAAUAGGUCAGUGCUUGAUGGUGAUGAAAGUAGGGCUUUAUCAAUAUCAAGAGGAAUUUUACGUUCUUUUGGGUUCUUAUCUGCAAUUAGCCAUUGUGAUUCAUCGACUGUAACAUCUCAAUCAUUAGGAUCUUAUGGGUGGUUUUUCUGACCUUGGAUAUCGAAGAUGAAAUCAUUCACAAUUUUUUUUACUCCAGAUUUGGGACAAGAAGCUUUUCCUUUUGAUUUACUGUAUAGACUGUUCUCACACCAGAACGAACUAUAGGGGACACAUUCAACAAAAACAAUUGGUGAGGUCAGUGGAACUGGAAGAAAGCCCUGGCCACAGAAGCAUACUGGUCAACCCAAGGCAUGGAACAUAGUGCGGCCCUCAGGGGUGGUGCUACCAUGCUUGGUCCUAAGGCAAGAAUUCAUGCUAUUAAGGUGAAUAAGAAGGUUAAUUGUCUAGGACAGAAGAUUGCGCUGUCUGCUUGUGCAGCAGAAAGGAAGGUUCCCACGCAUAAAUAAAACCAAGAACAUCAUGAACCACGUCAAACAAAUGGAGAAUACCAAGAAACUUCUGCUGGUGGAUGGCGCCCCCAUAAAUGAGAAGAUAAAGCUGGCUACACAACCUACAUUAAAUCAAUGAGUUGAAUGCCUACAGCAUCCUGUUGCACGAUACGUUGGUGAUGUCCUGUAAUGCUUGUUCGCCUGUCGACACUGGAGUAUGCUAUACCUCUUGUCUCCUCCCACGAGGAUCUAGGGUUUGUCUUCUCCAAAUUUGAGUUGGAUUCACAAAUUGACGAAUUUACCAUCUCUGCAAAUCUCUGAUCUUGCUCUGAGUUCGGAACCCUAGCUCCAAUGGCCAAAACAAGACCAGGGCUCUCUGCCAAGCCAAAACCGGGGAAGAAGGAGCU